Messenger RNA from Dendronephthya gigantea, 3040 nucleotides. RefSeq names its product cullin-2-like. Gene Ontology annotation, biological process: SCF-dependent proteasomal ubiquitin-dependent protein catabolic process; protein ubiquitination. Gene Ontology annotation, cellular component: Cul2-RING ubiquitin ligase complex; SCF ubiquitin ligase complex. The transcript has 26 exons. The record is from RefSeq and is a predicted model, not a curated record. Bases 564 to 2786 code for a protein of 740 amino acids. Gene Ontology annotation, molecular function: ubiquitin protein ligase binding. NCBI's taxonomy places the organism in Eukaryota, Metazoa, Cnidaria, Anthozoa, Malacalcyonacea, Nephtheidae.
AUAGGCAAUAGGAUACAUUUGUGAAAAUUUUCAAAUCCAGGCUAACAGCUAUUAAAGAAAUAAUGGCGCUUUGUCAAUUCGUCUGGUAGAGUAUCAAAUACCUGGUCAUUAUUCGAGUCAUCAGUAUUGUCGGAUCACUGUGUCGGAUUCAUGAGUGUAAUGAAUGGAUGUAAUGAUGCUGGAUGUAAUAAAGAAUGCGGAAUUUAUGCGGUUGCGGAAAGUUAGGUAAUCAAGUGGAAACAGAUAGUUAGAGAAUUGAGAGUGACUGAGAGGUUACAAAGUGUAUUAUAGUUUAUAAAUAUUAGAAUAUUUAUAUUAGAAUAUUUAGAGUUUCAUGUUCUUCCGUUCUUGUAUAUUCUUUGGUCAUGGUUUGAAUGACUUAAACUCCCUGGGAACCUUGCAAUGUGAAUAAGCUUUUCAUGGGUAAACGUUUUUUAAUGAGAAUCAAAAGUAGUUGUGCUGUUGUAGCAAUGAGGUGGUCGGAAGUUUACGUUGGUUGUGCAUUUCAAUGGUGAAAGUCUAAAAGAUAAUUAUUAUUGGGUAGCUGGCAAACACGAUCGGGUAUGGCAUUGAUACAGAGAAGGGUGAAUUUUGAUGAAACGUGGCAAAAAAUAUCUGAUACCGUUGAUGCAGUUAUCUGCUUGAAGAAGGUCACAACAAAAGAUUGGAAUGAAAGAUUCACAGAUGUGUAUUCCAUGUGUGUUGCUUACCCUGAACCUCUUGUGGAAAGGUUGUAUGAGGAAGUUAAGAAGCUACUCACUUCCCAUGUAGAUAAAAUUUAUAAAGAGAUAUCUUCUGAAACAUACUACCUUCAAUUGUAUCAUAAACAUUGGUCGCAAUAUUACGGCGGAUGCCGCUUUUUAAAUCUGCUAUUUCGCCAUUUAAAUCAACAUAUUAAGAAGGAGAGACAAGAUGGUGGAGAUAUUUCACCGUUCGUCGUCGCCGGUUCCGAGGUUGAAAAUAUGCUUGAAGUUGGUGAGCUUGCAUUGGAAAUUUGGAGAGAAGCCGUAAUAGAACCCAUGAAGGAAAAGUUAGUUGCAGAAAUCUUGGUCGAGAUAGGAAGAGAUCGAAAUGGUGAGAACACCCAGCACAGCGUAAUCAAGGCAGCCAUUGAAUCAUUUGUUGUCGUUCAAGAGUAUUAUAUUCGAGGGAAACUACAGCUUUACGAAUCUGAGUUCGAACGAAAACUGCUGGAAGAAACACGAGAAUUUUACCGAACGGUGUCUGCGCGACUUGUAUCUGAAUUCACAUGUUCCGUUUACUUAGUCAAGGCAGAUAAUUUGAUUCGGGAAGAAAAGAUCCGAGCUUCACGACUUUUUCACAAUUCUUCCACAAACAAAGUGAACAAAGAAUGUGAGGGACAGUUGGUUGAAAGUCAUGUAAAUUUACUGCAAUCUGAAUGCAAACAAAUGAUAAGAGAUGAAAAUCUUGAAGAUCUUGGAAGAAUGUAUUCCUUGAUGAAAUCUAGUGUGACUGGUUUACGGUCGAUGGUUCAACUUUUGGAGGACAACAUAAAAGAGAAAGGAUUGGAAACCGUACGUUGUAUUGACGCUGAAAAGACUCCGCAUAAUUAUGUCGAUGCUUUACUACGAAUACACAGAAAGUAUUUCAACCUAAUCAACAACACAUUCAAUGGCGAUAAAGCAUUUUUUAAGGCUCUGGAUCAGGCAUGUUACGUUAUUGUCAAUACCGAAAAGUCCUCAAAGAAGAGCUCUCAGUCUGCAGAAUUGUUGGCGCGCUAUGCAGAUUCGAUUUUAAAGAAAAGCCAAAGAAAUUUAAACGAAAGCGAACAAGAGGAGAAAAUGGCUGAUAUAAUCAUAGUAUUUAAGUAUCUUGACAAUAAAGAUGUCUUUCAAAUGUUUUUUGCGAAGAUGUUGGCAAAACGUCUAAUUCAUAAUCUGUCAGUUUCCAUGGAUGCAGAAGAAAAUAUGAUCAACCGCCUGAAGCAUACUUGUGGCUAUGAAUAUACGAACAAUCUUCAUCGAAUGUUCACCGACAUGAGCUUGAGUGGAGAUCUAAACAAAAAUUUUAUUGAUGGGUUGAAGGACACUGAUCGCAGACUCGAAAUCAGCACGUCGUUUCUUAUACUGCAGUCCGGAGCUUGGCCACUUGCUCAGAAUCCUGUUUCUCCUCUAACGAUACCUCAAGAGUUUGCGCAAGCAAUUACUUUGUUUGAAGAGUUCUAUAACAAAAGAUUUAACGGACGGAAAUUAACAUGGCUCCAUCACCUUUCAAACGGAGAAAUUCGUUUGAACUACUUAAAGCGACCAUACAUCGUCACAGCUUCAAGUUACCAAAUAGCUGUUUUACUUUUGUUCAAUCAUUCCGAUUCUAUCAACUACAGGGAAAUUUCUUCCCAAACCGAUAUCCAUCCUAAGGAGUUGGAUAAAACUUUAAAAUCACUGGAUGAUGCUAAAAUUCUGGUAUCAACUAAGGAAGGUGAAUUAGAAAAUGGAACUUUGUCCCUCAACACUAAUUUUACUAGCAAAAGAACAAAAUUGAAAAUUACCGUUCCUGUUAUGCGCGAAACUGCCCAGGAGGUCCAUCAAUUCCGUACCUCAAUUGACGAAGACAGAAAGUUGUAUGUACAGGCAACAGUUGUUCGGGUAAUGAAAGCGCGGAAAGUUCUUAAGCAUAACGUUCUGAUGCAAGAGGUAAUCAGCCAAUCAAAGACUAGGUUUGCACCAAGUGUGUCCAUGAUUAAGAAAGCCAUCGAGUCCCUAAUUGAAAAACAAUAUAUAGAACGAAAAGGAGGGAGCAAAGAUGAAUAUACAUAUCUGGCGUAGUUGCAGUAGUUACAAAGGAAGGAAUCUUUAGAAACCGAACUCGGACAACGAUGUGUUUUCGAAAAAACUAAUUCUGCUUUUUUUAAACCCAAAGUAAUGAGUCGUGUUUCCUUUUGGUGCAUUGUAAAUAGACGAAGCUACAUAGGGCUACCACUCAAUUGAUCGUCAUUCUCUUGCCGAAGUUUUGUAAUUUUUCUAAUAAAUAUAUAUUGAUCAUUUUUAAAGCAGUCGAAGUGCUUAACCCGAGAUGUUAA